Messenger RNA from Musca domestica (house fly), 5325 nucleotides. Its product is annotated as putative transcription factor SOX-15. Gene Ontology annotation, molecular function: RNA polymerase II cis-regulatory region sequence-specific DNA binding; DNA-binding transcription factor activity, RNA polymerase II-specific. Bases 1866 to 4769 code for a protein of 967 amino acids. The transcript has 4 exons. Lineage: Eukaryota; Metazoa; Arthropoda; Insecta; Diptera; Muscidae. The record is from RefSeq and is a predicted model, not a curated record. Gene Ontology annotation, biological process: cell differentiation; regulation of DNA-templated transcription; anatomical structure morphogenesis.
CGUAUCUUAAAACUUAAGAAAAAAAUUAAAAUAAAAUUCAAAGUGUUGCGUUGUUUUUGUUGGGGGUAUGUACUGUUGUUGUAUUUGCUGUUUUGUCUUCAUGCUAAGUUUGGUGUUGUGUACUUUUUUCCCAAGAGUAUAGAGAUACUUGUGCUGGGUCGACUUGGCCUGUUGCUCUUGCUGCAACCAGCCACAACAACAACAACUAUAAUAUUGUCAGCAGUAAGACAAGCGGCCAGCAAACACCAACCACCACCAUCGGCAUCACCGCCAACAAGAAGGCAUGUAAAUUGCAGAGCCCUUGAUUUUAAGCACCAGAUACGUUCAUUAAGUCUGUGCAAGACGUUCCGCAAUCUGAAAACGCGUUUCUUAAAGUCGCGUCUGCCCCGAUUGCUUGACUUUUUUGAAGUUUUUCGUUUUUUUUUUGGUUUGCCUUAUUUUUUGUAUCUCCAUCAUCGUGUUCUUCAAUCGAUCGCUCGUUUCGUUCACUCGCUCGCUCGCAGCGCAUUUUCGGUUUGUUUGUCUUCCAGUGCCGUUGUUGUCGUCGUGGUCGUCGUCGCAGUCGUUGUGCCACCCAAAAAGUGAUUUCGAAAAUUUCAUCCAAAUGGCAAUAAAGUAUUCAAAUUAAAGGAAAAUUAAAGAUCAGAUGAGAUUGUUCAACGCAAAUUGCUUUGCAAAUUAAAUUGCCUGACACGAAAAAAUAAAUAAAGAAAAAUAACAUCAAAACAAAAUAAGAAAGAAAAAAAUCUCAAGAAGAUUCUUUGCACAACAUCGAGAUAAAAGUUUGUCGCUUGGUGAAGAGCUCAUAAAAGCGUGUAAAAGUGCUAACAAAAAUAAUUACAUGUGUGUAAAUUAGGGGAAAACAUCUAAAAGAUAAUUGAGCUUUUAAAAAAGUAUUCGUGAUCUACAGACCACAUUACAGAGUCAAGAUUCAUGCACAGGAAACCGUUUAAAAUAAUACAUGACACACAUUGUAUGCUGGCAGUCAGCCAGCCAGAGAACUGCUCUCAACCUCAGUUAACAAAUUUUCGUCAUCGUCUGAGGCCGUAAUUGUGUAGUCAAAACCUAAGAGAUUUAAUAACUGAGAAAACCGCACUGCCAGAAGAAAAUUUCAAGUGCCCUGAAAAUAUAAAUAAGUAAUCAUUUUUUUUUCAUUGUUCCCGUUUAAAACACAGAAAGAAGAAUUGAAAACACAGUGCACCCAAAGAAGAAAAAUUAAAAGAAAACAACAAGCAUUUUUUUUUAAGAAAUCUCGUUAAAAGUGUUUGCGUGUGCCUACAUAAAGUGGGUGUGUGUGUGUCUUAGUGUGUGAGAAAAAACCCAAGAAAAAUAUAAAGAAAAAGAAACGCUCAUUUGCUGGCGAAGGGAAAAUCUAACGGAAAAAUGCAACAUUGAACAAAAUGCUUUUGGCCCUAAAGCAACAGCGAGUACUAGUUUGGCCAGCACUACUACCAUUAUUAUUGUUAUUACUAUCAUCAUCGUCGUCAUCAUCAUCAUCAGUAUUAACAUCAUUAUUAUUAGCAUUACUAAGGCAACCACGUUACUCCAACAGCAAAAAUCAGCAGCAACAACAACAACAAAUACAUUUUAGCAACGUAAAUUUAUUUUUUAAAACACAAAGUUUUCAAAGUGAUCUUAAAGUUGCUGUUGUUGUGUUUUAUUGCCGCCGCUGUGUUGGCCUGUCCACCACGCCACCGCUUCAACCACCACAACCGCCAGCACCACGGACUUUGUUGCCACCACCACCACCACCUGUAGUACUACUAUUGCUACUUCUCUCAAACCUCUGCUGCAAAGUCAAAGCCGCCAAAUAAAGUGACGAAGACCACAACGAAAUUUACGGUGACGACGUCGAGCAACGUAAAAUGGAACCCUCAUAUGAUCACGAACAUCAACAUCAUUCUCAUCAACAGUCGCAGUCGCAGCAGCAGCAACAACAACAACAUCUACUAACAAAUUACAAUUCAAAAAAAUACAAUUCACCCAUAAAUCGUACCCCAGAAUACAACAACAGCAGCAGCAACAACCCCGUGACCGGUGGCAGCGGUAAUGGCGCUGAACUUCAUGAGCAAACUGCAAAUGCAAUUCUUGCCGACGGUCGUUUAGGUUCGCUACAUGAAACAGCGGCUGCAAGCGGCCCCAACAGCAGCACAACAGAUAUUGCCUACCAAUAUCGGCAUGGCAGUGAACAUUCCUCGUCUAGCCUCCACUCACCGGUAGUACAUCAUCAUUCCACCUCAAGGUCUACACCUACGCACAACCACAACAGUUAUGACGGUGAUCCUCAUAAUGCGCCAGAUCCAAGUAGUGUUGUUGCCGUGUCGUUACCUUUGACCUCGCAGUGUCACAAUUCGGUAAUAAUGUCCAAUUCGUAUAUGGUCGCCUCAACACCUUCGCCUGGAUCACAUACAACACAUUCACAGCACAUACAACACCAUCCGCAUCAGCAACAGCAGCAACAAACAUCUCAGCAUUUAAUUGGUUCCAACAUACCCUCUAUGCUAGCCAAUGCGAAUUCAGCAGCAUCCUCGGCCACAAUGCUCAAUAAAUAUUUAACGCAUCCAAAUAUGAUGUCGAUUGCAAUGUCUUCGGAUACCGAGGAUUAUGCUGGGCACAUGGGUGUCGCAACAUCAUCGGUGGGCCUUGGUGCUAGCGGCGGCGGCGCCGGUGGUGGUGUGAUGUCCGGUACUUUAAUGGAUAGCCCCAUGUGGGCCUAUGAUUACAAAGGUGAACUGUGUGCCGCCAAUGCCAGCUAUCUGGAUCAACGUCACAAAUUAGUCAACGAAGUUAAAUUUCGUGCUGUCGCCAACAAUCAGUCUAAAUGUGCCAAAGAAGCUAGAAUACGAAGGCCCAUGAAUGCGUUUAUGGUCUGGGCCAAAAUCGAACGUAAAAAAUUGGCCGAUGAGAAUCCUGAUUUGCAUAAUGCGGAUUUGAGUAAAAUGUUGGGUAAAAAGUGGCGAUCUCUAACACCUCAAGAUCGUAGACCCUAUGUGGAAGAAGCUGAACGUCUCAGGGUUAUACAUAUGACGGAACAUCCCAACUACAAAUAUCGUCCACGGCGAAGGAAACAAUCAAAAAUGCGUUCCCUGCAACCCAAUGGCGUGGCAAAGGAACAAAAUGGAACCAACCCCAAUGGGGGUCAAUCGCCCAAUAAAAGCGCGAAUAACCAACAAAAAUCGGCGGCAACACCACCCUCAAACUCCAUGUCUUCGGGGACAUAUGAAACGAGUUCAAAUCAAAGGAACUCCACACCGCAAAUACAAUUACCACCGACAAGUGGGGCCGUCACCACCAGUCUUUAUGAACAGACCUUAAGAUCGAACUAUUCUCCCAGUUCUUUGGAUUGUUAUAGUAAUCCGGAAUUAACAGGCGGCGGAGGAGGAGCGGGAGGUGGAGCUGAUAAUGGGGAAUAUUUAAAUUGUCAACCCCCCUCAGCGACGGCACAAAGUGCGGAAUUGAGUUCAGGGAGGGCGGGAAGUAGUUUUGCCAUUGAGGAGUCGAAUGGCACUGCAUCGCCUAAUUCUUCAGCGACCUACAAGAAAAUUGGCUCAAGAAACCCUACCUUAACGGGUUCGCCAAAGAACCAGGGCAGAAAUCGCACAGGCAGCAACACAAACUCAACGAAACACUCAAAAGAGUCACAAAAACAAAGUAAAGACAGCGCUGAAACAUCCAUCUCAUCCCAUACAUACCCGCUAAGUGCCACAUCGAUGUCAGUGGUGGCCGGACGCGGCAUGUAUGUGACCUGUACAAAUCGUGGUCUAUUGGACCAUGGCCAUUCGGUUAAGGGUACGUUUUAUCCGCCUGUAUCGAGUCUGGAUGAGGAUAAACACCACUUGAGCAGCCAUACAACGUCAAUGGCCCAUGCCAACUCCUCCGGUGGCAGUGGCAUGCAUUUGGGUUAUAGCUCACAGCAUUUGCAUCAAAGCGACAUCAAUUUUUCGGCGCUAGAUUCGACGCGUCUCGCACAGACAGGUGUGUCACCAUCCGGAGAUUAUUUGGUAGCCUCCAAUGCCUACAACGUAAGCCCAAAUGUUACCUAUGAGGAUUAUUUGCGUUAUACCUCCAGUGCCCAUGCAGCCGCUGCCCAUGGAUCCCAAUUUGUCGAUAGUGAUUACGUCUCGGCAUCAAGUGAAAAUAAUGCCGGCAAUAUUGAAGAUGAAACUCUCAAGAGUAUCAAUGCUUUGAAGCAGACCAAAUAUCCCGACACCAAUCACAAUUACGACAGCUAUGAAACCUUCAAUCCCAUGGUGGUAUCUACCUCCAGUGGUAGCUACUAUAGUCAGUUGCCUUACUCGUUGGCUGGGCAAUCGUUUCCCCUCCAACUGGCCCUGCCAUUGCAGCAGAGUUCAUUGGCAGGGGGAGUUUAUGGUCAGGUCGCCUCUCACAAUCAAAACCAAAGUUACCUUCAUUAUAAUCAUUACAGUCCCCAGUUGUCGACACAAAUGUCACACAUCGGGGAUAGUGGUAACAAUUCACCCUCGCAACUUGGUGGCGGAAUCAAUAUGACACAAACAACUUCCAGUGCCGCAACAACGCCUUCCUUGCCCGCCAGCCUUGUACAGUCGUCAACAACGUCUUCCUAUGCCAGCCAUCCGCACAAUCAUCAUCACCAUGCCCAUAAUCACCAUCAUCAUCCGCAAGUUUUCGGAACGGUUCCAAACUCGGGCACAGUUUUGGGUGUGGGAGAAAUGCUUAUCGAAUCGAGGCGUGAUGAAGAAAUUAGUAAUAUUUUGGCUGGUGUACGCAAAACCUGCUAUAGUAAUUGAUUUUAUUUGGGGAGUUAUUCCGCAAAUUUCGUUGGACCACAACAUCCUGCGUCAUUCAACUUAAUCGUAUAUAAAACAUUUUUUUUUGCUUUUCUUCUUUAAUUUAUAAAAAAUAAAUUCAUUUAUACUGUAUUAGUAUCAAUAGUAGUUGUAAUCUUUUUUUUUUGUAUGUGUGUAGCAAGUUUUGUUUGUAUCAUUCCACUCGUUCAUGAGAUAUCCAUCCCAGUAUUGCAUCUUGUUAAAAAUGAAAAUCUAUUGUGUAAACGAAUAUUGUUUAUUUUGAUAUAAAGUGAAUUUUGUAAAUAAAAGAAAAUCGAUUGAACAUAUCUUGAAUCACUAUUUUUAUUUUUUGCUCAUUGGAAGGAUAACGGAAUGCGGGAUAAACUAGACUUUUAAAGAAGCAGAAUCAUUUAAUUGCUGCUGUCAAUCCUGCGUGCGUCAAGCCCUUCUACGGAAUGUGGGAAAAACUAGACUUUUUAAAGAAGCCGUACCAAAAAUAUUCACUUUCUCACCAAUAUCCACUUUUUGACCCAGAUAUGCCGGAACAAUAACUCCC